AGCAACAUGGGUUUGUGAUUUAUGCACAUCAUGACUCAUGUCAUAAGAAAAUAUCUAACCAAAAUAUAAGUCAACAAAAAGGAAGCAUUAUUUUAUACUUUUCAUAUGGCAGAAAUAGGUUGAGGAAACUGAAAUAAAUAAGGAGAAAACGAUGCAAAUAUAAUUUAUUAAUACAGCCAUUUUUAAAGGAUAGAAGCAGGAAUGUUCUUCAAAACAAACGGAGCGAGGUUAAAAUGCAUUAACACUUGCAUAAGUUAAUAAACGGAUUUAGUGUACCGUUUAUAGCUGUCACGUCCAAAGUGCACUUUAAUUUUUCAAUAUAAAUUCAUGUAUUGAAUAAUUAAAAAUAAUGGGAGAAGUCUCAUAAUUGCAAAUGACCUGAAUCAGAAUGAAGAAUGCAUAUUCGACUAGUUCACAUCACAUACAUUUUAUCACAUGACGCAGUGCUGACGACUGAAAUGUGCGCGUAGUGUCUUAUGGUUUUUGUGUUAUAAUUUUAUUACAUGAAUGAUUAUUAUUUGAAACUUUUAUAGAAAAUUUUUGUGCAUCACAAUGCAUAAGAAUAACAAACAAAAAAUACUGGAGUGUAUGCAUUCAGGUUCACAGUAUAUUAUUUAAUAUAAAGGGUAUAACCUCUCAACAAUGGAUUUACUGUACACUGUAAAUAGAAAAGUGACAUCGAAACCUUUUUUAAAUCAAGAAAGUAAUCCAAUUUUUAGCCUGUAUGAAGGACAAUCUAUAUGCUCGUUAUCUAGUCGAAAUAUAGCAGCAUUUACUACAACCACAGAAUUAGAUGAUAAUAGUGGAAAAACAUGGGGAUCCCAUGUUUAUGUUUGCGAUUUAAAUAUGCCUUGGCAUACUCACAAAUUAUUAUCAAAUAAAGAUACUAUUACUGCAUUAGAAUGGGAUUUGCCAGGUGAUAAAUUAGUUGUUGCUGAUUCCACUGGAACUGUACAAUUAUGGAUGUUUAAAGAUCACGUUCUUAAUGAUUGGGUUUUAAUUGGUUCCACAUAUUUCAUUGGAGAACAGAUAUUAGGUGCAAUAUGGUUUCAUAAUGGGAAAAAGACGGGGCUUGUAACUGAGAAAAAAGAUAGCAUUCAUUAUAGUGAGAAAUUUAAUCACUUAUCUUUUGCUCCUUCUGUAAGACAAUUUGGUGGUAGAGCAGCUGAAGGAGUAUUAGUAGUAUCAACAACAGGCAUGGUUGGCGCAGUUAUGAUUACAAGAGAUUUUCAAAACCCUAUUCGUUCUUCAGCAGAAAGUUUAGGCACUACAAGGCAUAGGAUAACUGCAGUGGACUUAUGUUAUGGAAAAAAUGGAUAUAUUUUAGUAGCUGUAAGCAGUGGAAAUAUUUGUUUACCAAUUAGAUGUUAUAGGGUAUUAGUUCGUAAAAACGACGAUAAAUGUUCUAUUACAUCACAAGCUUUGCCAAGCUUUUUUCUACAAGAUGGAGCACCCAAAGACAAUACAUAUACAAGUGUGACACACUUGAAAUUCGUAGUUCGGGAAGAUGCAGAUUCCUUAGUUAUUGCUGUUAAUAGUGAUAGUGGAGGUAUUGUAGAAGUAUGGGAAUUGAGAGAAAAAUCACAACCAGUUCAUAAGUUAUUUCAGCCAAAUACAUUAGAACCAUUUAAAACUGUAGUGGUAUGGCAACAUCAAUCACAGUAUCGUUGUCAAUCUCCAAUAACAGCGAUAGCAACUACAAAAUUAUCAAUUGUUACCACAUUACCACCACCAAGUUACGUUGUAGUGGCUUUGGCAGAUUCAUCGGUGCAUUGUUUAAGCCGUGAUUGUUUGAAAGAAAUAUCUCUUUCAUCUUUAAAUAUUGCUUGGCGACCUGAUGAACCGAAUAAUAAAUAUUUCAAAAGUACAAUUUCUAUAGCAAGCAUAGAUUUAUCAUGGCUGGGUUGUGUUCUGUUGGCUUGUGAUACACGGGGAAAUUUAUAUUUAUAUAAACUCCUCCCUGAUGGAGGACCAUCGAUAACAUUAUCUUAUGCUUGUACACUCUUAGAAUACUGUUUAGUAACUGGAUUAGAUUGGUUAGAUAUACUUUUAUGUUUAAGAUCUUCUAUGAUUGAACCAUUAUGUGAAAGAUUGGAUGUAUCUUUCAAUAGACAAUUACAGCCCAUACAGCAGUAUCAUUAUAUUCAAUUCCUUUGUAUCAAGACGUCAUUAUAUAGAAUGUUAGUGUCAGGACAAAGUAAAGCCGCGGAUUUAUCAUCGUUACUUAUGAUACAUUCAGUAGCAACAGCUUUUAAAUCAUUAUUACGACCGUCUGAUUUAAUUUCUCACGAUAAGGGACCAGCAGAGAGUUUAGCAGCAGUUAUUAAUGAUGCAAUUACUGAUGUAGAUAAGGUACUUUUACAUCUUGAUCCCAAAGAAUUUACCGUAGAGCCAAGUACGCUUCAAUCGUUACAACAAUUAAUUCAGUGGGUAGCAGAUUUAGCAUUGAAUCUUUUGGCGCGUCUUCCAGACCAACGGCUGUUAAUGAAAUCCGGUGGUUAUGAGCUUCUGAAGGAUCAUAAAGCUUUAAAUACAUUGAGAGAAUUACUAGUAAUUAUACGUAUAUGGGGUUUACUACGUCCUUCGUGUCUACCAGUUUUCCUUCGUAGCGCCGAUAAUCUUGAUGUAUUGGCCUUACUGUUUCGUUUAUUAUCAAAAUUAGUCCAACCAAAUGGGGAUACUCAAACUCAGCAAAUAGACGACGGAUUAAUAGAUGAUUGUUGCCUGCUACCGAAUCAGAUCAUGAUACCUCAAUUGCAUCAGGGUAAUAGCAUAACAGCUAUAGCUACCCCUAUUCUUUUUUAUCAAAGUUUUCCCUUGCAGCUGGAAUAUGGUGUAGAAUCUGAACAGUUAUUAUUUGUACCUGAACUUAAUUCAGUUGAAGGUUGUAUGCAUAGUGGACAAAUUGUAGAUGAUAUUAGGCAUUUAUACCUUGGAAAACAACCACUUCUUGUCAAACAAUGCACAAGAUGUGGUGGAAAAGCCCAAGUUCAAAAUAUGACAAGAACAGCUGCGAUUAGAGCAUGGGAUCAAAGAUGGGCAAGAGCUUGUCGUUGCGGUGGUAUUUGGCGAAUUCAUAAAACCUGUCCAUAAGUAUAAUGAACUGGAAGUAGUGUAUUGAUAAAUUUUAUAUAAAGUGAUUAUACUUACAAUUUUGUAUAUUACGUACGUGACCAAUGAUAUUAAAAACUUU
This is a messenger RNA of Nomia melanderi (Alkali bee), 3193 nucleotides long. It is a transcript of the gene MED16, whose product is annotated as mediator complex subunit 16. Gene Ontology annotation, molecular function: protein binding. NCBI's taxonomy places the organism in Eukaryota, Metazoa, Arthropoda, Insecta, Hymenoptera, Halictidae. The record is from RefSeq and is a predicted model, not a curated record. Gene Ontology annotation, biological process: positive regulation of DNA-templated transcription. Gene Ontology annotation, cellular component: mediator complex.